UGUGCAGCAGCAGGGCUUGAUAUAUCUCCAGGCUACGCAAUGGUUGGACAAGCUAUUAUUACACAACGUGACCUGGAGUAUAUGCUAGUGGAUCCGACCCUAGAGCCCACGGCCCUGCCUUUGUCACUUUUGUUAGAAAUCACACAUGGUUUCUCCAAUGACUUGGAAAUUGGCAGAGGCGGCUUUGCGACUGUUUAUAAGGCAACACUUGAGAAUGGAUCCGUAGCUGUAAAGAAGUUGCUCAAUACGCACAUCCACGAGAAAGAAUUUCAAGAAGAGGUUAAAUGUCUCGUGAAGGUGAAGCACAAGAAUAUCGUACGAUUUCUGGGAUAUUGUUCCGACACACAAGGAAAUAUGGCAAAUAACAACGGAACAUUAGUCAUGGCAGAUGUGCAACAAAGAUUGCUCGUCUUUGAGUAUCUACCAAAGGGAAGUCUUGAUGUUUAUAUCAAGAAUUCACCCAGAGAACUUGAAUGGAUAGAGCGCUACCGAGUAAUAAAAGGGAUCUGUAAGGGGUUAAAUUAUCUUCACAAUCAAAAUAUUCUGCACUUGGAUUUAAAACCGGGAAAUAUAUUGUUGGAUGAACAUAUGACUCCGAAAAUUACCGAUUUUGGACAGUCAAGGUGUAUUGAGGAAAAUCAAACAAGAUUCAUGACUAAUAAUGUGCGAGGAACAUUGGGAUAUUGGGCACCGGAAUGGCAUGAGAAUGAAGGAGAGGUAUUACAAGUCACACGCAAGUUUGACUUGUACAGUCUUGGUGUUAUAAUUAUGGAGCUUUUGACCGGAAUGAAGGGGUCUCGAAGUAUUGAAGAUGUACGUGAAAUUUGGAGUCAUAAGUCAGACAUAUCAUGGUGGGGUCAAAUACAAGUAUGUGCUGAGAUUGGGAUUGAGUGCACUAACUUAAUACCAGCCAAGAGACCAGAAAGUAUGACGCAUAUAAUUGAUAGGAUUUUAUCAGAAAAAAGUAGUACACAUGUAAUUCCAGAGGGUGGGCCCAACAAUCUUCUUAUCCUUCACCCGCCAGCACUUCGCUUCCCCUUCGAGGCAAACAAGGUUAUCAUGUGUCCGCUUCAGCUAACAAAUAACACCGACAAACACAUCACAUUUACGCUUAGGGAGAAAAGUGGGGGGCCCUCCUUCCUAAGGCUGCCAUUGUAUGGCGUUGUGCCGCCUAACACCCCUUGCACCCUCAUCGUACCCACACAAGCAAAAGAAGAGUUUCCACGAAAGUGGAUCACAGAUCUGAUCCUCCAUAGUGCUACAUUUACACCAGGGGAUUUUGAUUCUUUCGAAAGAUACCGUUUAGGCCAUUGUUUUAGUGUGAAGAGGAAUGCAGUGCAGACAAUUGUGGAGUUCAAAGCACUUUAUACUCUGCCUCGACACAUCACGACACUGUUGUCUAUGCCAACCACACCCACAAUAAAGAUUAUAUGCCAGGUACGGGUUGUCCUCCGGUAUUCCUUGGAUACAAACCCGGACAAGCAAUGGAUAAUAGUUGGGGAAGAUUCAGGACAUGUUACUAUUUGGGACUACCAGACACAGAGAAAAGUGGAUUCAUUUGAACUCUCAUCGAAACAAGAUCUUAGAAGCGUUAUAUUUAUUCAACGGAAACAAUGGACUGUUACGGGCACAGGAAAUGGUCACGUCCAUGUGUACAACUAUGAAAAAAUGGAAAAGAUCACAAGUUUCAGAGUUACAAGAUCUGAAGGGUUUCUCACGACAAUGGCUGUUCACCCAACCCGGCCGUAUUUGCUGACAGCGGGUACACACAUGAAACUUUGGGACUGGGACAAGGGUUGGGAGUGUGUGCAGGCAUUUAAUGUUGCGAAUUUUAUAUACGGGGACAGAGUGUGUCAUGUGGCAUUUAACACAAAUCACAACUUCGCUACUGCUUCAGCUAGUUCAGACAACACUGUGGAGAUGGUUGUGAAGGUUUGGAGUCUUGAUUGUCCAAGCUCUAACUAUGCGCUAUCUGGGCAUUUGCACAAAGUGAACUGCUUGGAUUUCUUCACAUGCCACAGUAACGAGUUUUUGAUUACGGGAUCACAUGAUCAUACUGCCAAGAUAUGGUAUUUGCAGAAGAAGAUAUGUGCAUAUACACUUACAGCAUUCGUAGCUCCAGUUACAGCUGUCCUGUACCAACCCAGUCUUGAGACUCUAAUUACAGGUACAGAAGAUGGUGUUCUUUAUUUUUGGAGCACGACAAACUGCAGGAUAUAUUCAUGCCCCCCCACGCUCAAAAUAAUUAUCAACAUUGACUGUUUCGGAGGUGUCCACCAUCUCGCAUGUGUGAUGGGAAGGGUCGUGAUUGGAAAUUAUAACACAGUAGCAAUUAUGGAAAUUGCUAAUAAGAAUUGGCAGGAGCAAUCAACAAAUUACAAUGAGAAGCAGAUAAGUGCGAAUAUGGGACAACAUGCUGGAGACACAAAGUCUAAGCAGAUCACAGGGUCCAUGAGCAAGCUACUUGAUGUCAGCCCGCAGGAACUCUGCUUCCCCUACCAUCCUAAUGAGCCCUAUCCAUGCUUAUUGCACCUAACAAACAAUACUGAUGAAGAAGUGGCAUUUAGACUUGUAGACAGGAGCGGCAAGUCCCCGUGGUGCUUUACCAAACUGCCAUUGUAUGGCAUUGUUCCGCAGAGAUCCACUCAAACUUUAAUGGUGACAACGAAAGAGGAGAUGAAGUUAGAGAGAGCAAGAGACUUUGAUCUAGCCAUCCAGAGUUAUUUCUUGCGAGACAAUUACACGGUAUUCAAAGACAGAUUGGAGUCUGAUAAAUUUUUCAUGGAGGCUGAACAAUUCAAGAAUAUGGUGCAUGAGGUGACCUUGGAAGCCGUCUAUCCGAUGUACGAAGAGAUCCGAUCUGAGCAUAUAUCAGUGAAGUAUAAUCCUGACAGUAUAUGUUCCCUGGAUACACAUCCAACAGAACUAUGGAUUUUAACUGGCCAUUAUAGUGGAUCUGCUCACGUAUGGAACCAUGAGAUGAAGCACCCACUGAACUCAUUUAAAGUCUCAGAUGAUGAAGUUUGCUCCAUGAAAUUUAUUGCAAGGGAAUGCAUUGUAGCUGUGACACGUGAUAAUCACCUCCAUGUGUACGAUUGUGCAUGUGUAUCGAAAAUCGAAAAGAUCAGGAGUGUCAUACCUCCGCAUUAUGUGUCCUCCAGUCCAAUACUAGCCGUUCAUCCAAUCCUACCGUAUGUGUUGUUAUCACAGGCAGUGGUUUUAGACUGGGAGCAGGGCUGGAAGCCCAAACAAAGAUUUUGGGCUGGUUGGUCUGAUGUACCAGAGGCGGCCGCAUUUAACCCUGGGGAUGCCGAAUGUUUUGCGACUGGGUGUAAGAAUGGCAAAGUACAGGUUUGGCUGCUUGGUUCUCUCUACCCUGAAUAUUCUUUCGGUGGGCAUUCCGGUACUGUGAACUGCGUUGAUUUUAUCCCACAUGGAGGUCAACACUAUUUGGUCAGUUGCUCUGAGGAUGGCACUAUCAUGAUCUGGGACUUGCAGAAAAGGGAAGGCAUUUGUACAAUCGAAGUUAGGGCUCCAGUUCUUUCUGUCCUUGCCCAUCCAAACCUCCCGUUAUUAAUUACAGGGACAUCACAUGGCAUCAUUUACGUGUGGAGCUCUACUGAUUUCAGGCUAAAGAGAACAAUUAACUUAGGUGGUGGUGGACCUAUUGUCUCUCUUGGAUAUUUGAUGGCUUUACGAAGGAUUGUGAUUAGGCAAAAGAACACAAUAACUAACAUGGAAAUCACCGAUGAGGAAGCGUUGGUACCUGAAAGUACGUCGACGAAGGGAGCUGAAGCGGAGCGCAAUCAAGACAGAGCAGAGGACAGCAAAACAGAGGAACUGGUUGAAAUGCAAGAGCAGCAAGGAGCUGAAGCGGAGCGCAUUCAAGACAAAGCAGAGGACAGCGAAACAGAGGAACUGGAUGAAAUGGAGGAGCAGCAAGAGUUGCAACCCACGAUUGUAAAGCCCCGAGCACAACGCCGCCAGGAGAAGAAACAAGCCCGCGUGCUGGCGAAGCGAGCUGAAGUGGAGCGCAGAAAAGCUGAAGCAGAGCAACGCCGCCGGGAGAAACAACACGCCCGUGUGCUGGCAAUGCGGGCUCAAGUGGUGCGAAGUCAAGCCGAAGCAGAGCAUUCUGACGCAGAGGAAUGGGCUGAAACACAAGAGCAUGAAUUGCUGGAUGUUGGGACCAACGAGUCAGCUCGCCCGUCUCAUGUUGUUGAAAGUUCUCAACGCUGGUGGGUGCAUUUCUUUGGUUCCUCAUCGACUCCCGUUGAAAGAGCAGGUGGACUAGCUUUGGUUGCUCUGUUGUUAGCACUAAUCUUCAUCGGAGCGGCAUCAGGGGGACCGGAACGUACCCAUGGCUGAGCUAUGACUGCCUUGGUUGUCUCGUUGGGUUCACCAGACUUUAAAAAGUUAAAGAAAAUUAUUGUUUUUCCUUUCUAAAAAAAUACUAUAUAUCAAAGAGAAAUUGUAUAGCUGAAAAUCUCAGUUUAUCAUAAUCUUAUUUCUCCA
Molecule: messenger RNA, 4515 nt
Organism: Triticum dicoccoides
Lineage: Eukaryota; Viridiplantae; Streptophyta; Magnoliopsida; Poales; Poaceae
Exons: 24
Coding region: 40-4368 (1442 amino acids)
Biological process (GO): intra-Golgi vesicle-mediated transport; intracellular protein transport; protein phosphorylation
Cellular component (GO): COPI vesicle coat
Molecular function (GO): protein kinase activity; ATP binding; protein binding
Source: RefSeq, a predicted model, not a curated record